Molecule: messenger RNA, 1905 nt
Organism: Brassica napus (rape)
Lineage: Eukaryota; Viridiplantae; Streptophyta; Magnoliopsida; Brassicales; Brassicaceae
Product: F-box/LRR-repeat protein At4g14103-like
Exons: 5
Coding region: 173-1675 (500 amino acids)
Molecular function (GO): protein binding
Source: RefSeq, a predicted model, not a curated record
CGUCGCUUCAGUUCGCCACUACUGAACCCUAGUUCCAUUUGCCAUCUCUCUUUCUCGAAUCGGAAACUUUCGACGUUUACUCGUAUCUUCUUCACAGAGAUUCUCGUCAGGCAUCUCCUCCAUUCGUUCGUCUCCGUUGAGGUUUAAGCUCUCCUGCUUCAGAAGGAAGAAGAUGUCUCGUUUUUUCGCUAGGGAAGAGAUCCAGGAGGUUCAGGGCACCCACAUCAACAACCGAACCAUGGUUGGUAUCAUCAGUGGUUUGCCUUCCGAGAUGCGGCGUCACCUCCUGUCCUUUCUUCCUAUUCGUGUCGCUGCUCUGACUUCUUCCCUGUCCAGAGAUUGGCGUGAUGAGUUCUGCAUGACACCUACUCUUAAGCUCAGGCUGGACGAUGAUACAGAUGACAUGAUUCCAUUCAUCAGCUUUGUCAACAGGAUCGUGUCUAUUCGUGGACCAGAUGGAGAUCGUUCUCCUCUACGCAAGUUUCAUCUCACUCUACACAGGGUGAUUGAUAGGCAUGAAGCAGAUCAAGGCAACCUUCUGUUUGAAUCCGCCAAUGAGUGGAUCAACUUCUCACUGGCCAAAGGCGUAACCAUUCUCACCCUCUGCUUCUAUCAGUUGCCCCAUCAGUAUGAUGGACUGCCCGAAGCAAUCUUCGUAGCAAGCUCUCUGGUGAAGUUGCAUAUCGCCACUUCCCACCAUGCUACUCUCUUUCCUUCCACCGUGAGUGUUCUUCUACCAUGUCUCAAGUCUCUCAGGCUCGAUAUGGUGGGUCUCGGAGAUGACGGCCAAGGCUUCUACACCCUCCUGAGCGGUUGUCCAAUCAUCGAAGAACUAGAAAUGAAAGACUUGGCCUGGUUUGCAUGGUCUUCUUCCUCUGUGUGCAGCUCAACACUCAAGGUCUUGAGCAUUUGUUGGGACUUCUAUGCGCACGAAGACGAGCGCCAUCAACGUCCAGCGAGUGUGUCUUUUGUGACACCAAACCUGCUCUACCUGGACUACAACGACGACACAGCCGGAGACUACAAAGCUUUGGAUUUUGCUUCACUCGUUGAAGCCGAAGUCCGUCUUCACCUGAGGGUAGAGCAAGGGGAUGGUUCAGAUUCAGAUGAAGAUGAAGACGAACUGGAAAUCCCACAGCAAGAAGAUGCUUCAGACUUCUUCAAGGCAAUAUGCAACGUUCAGAAGCUCCUCUUGCACGCUGACACACUUCAGGUUCUCGCUUUCGGCUGCCUCACGAUACACCCUUUCCCCAACCUAACCGAGCUGAUCAUUGAAAGCUAUCAUCAUGAUCAACUAUCAGAUUGGGAUUCAGUGCCUCUACUGCUCAACAACUGCCCCCAGCUACACACUCUUGUUUUCAUGGGACUCACUCAUCAACCUAAGAACACAUGUGGAAACGUGUGUAGGUGUGAGGGUGGUGUGGUUCCAGCACAUUCUUGCUUACAAGCAUCUCCGGUCAAGGUUUUGAAGAUCUACGACGUUGGCCAAGCCGCUCUAGAGAUGGACCGCUUCAUUGGCAUGGUGAGACACUUCUUGGUCACCAUGCCUCACCUUGAGAGCUUUCUUGUUUACUGUGAUGGAAGUGCUGAGACUCGCAUGAACCUAUCAAGAGGAAUUCGAAGGAUUCAAGGGAAGGCUUCACCCAUGUGCAGGAUCCAAGUGCGUGAGUGCUAGCUAGAUAACCUUUUGCCUAAAAGAUCUAAUAUUGUCUAUGGUUCUGUUCCGAUGUUUGUCUGCUGAUGUUAAACCUCUAAAACUCUCUUCUGGUGUUUGUCCUGAUGAUGUUGAACUCAAAGCAUGUUUAUGUUCGGUCUUUUGUGAUGUGUAAACUCAAAGUCUGUUGUUGAUGUGAAACUCAAAGGCUGUGUUCUAUGUUUUAUUCAUGACUUGUUUGUGCUUUUUUA